AUUGUCUGUAUGCAAAUUGAGCGUUUCGUCGAUGCUGAGGCGAUUGUUGUAAUAAGUAUGUGAUCCUAAAUCUCUUACUUUGAGACGCCGUUAUGUUCUAUGGAACUCGGAUGGCAUGGAGAUGGCUUUAUUUCUUAGUAAAGAAAUGCGUGGCGGACUACACAUUCAGUGAAUGUGUACGAGUGCUGUGUGCUUGCUAUGUUCCAAGAAGCAAACUACAGAAGCAUGCAUCUAUAGAUCUUUCUGACAUAAUUUACUACAUCUUCAAAACAAAAAAAAUCAACUUUCCAUGUUUUUUUAUCAAAAAUGAGUGAAGUCCUUGUACCUGACAUACCUGACAAUUUAAAUCGGCUGUUUGUGAGCUAUAGCGAAAGUUUCUCCAAAGCGGAAGCAACUGAAAUCAUCGCCGAUUUAAGAACGAAGCAACUCCAUCCAAAAUCCGACUCAUUGGAAUCUGAUGAUUUGUAUGGAACAUUAAAAGAGCUUUACAAGACUGGAAAGAUCGACGAAGAUAAUGAUGGUAUCACUUUGUUAGAGUUGAUUGCUGGUAAAGACCGUAUAACCAAAGUUACUUCACUAAUAAACGACUACAAGCAAUCUCACGUUACUUCAAAGGAUGACGGACUAAUUGGCCGAAACCAAGACAGGAGACGGCUACUCAAAUACUUGACAGAUAAGGAAAAUCACGCAAUAGGCCUUUACGGACCUUCAGGAGUUGGAAAAACCAAACUUGCCAAGAGUGUUGGAUCUGAACUCGAAAGGGAUUCCUGGGUAGUGUUGACUUUUGAUGCACGAGACUUGAAAGACAUUAGUAGUUUAUACAUGUGCAUUCUUUACGAGUUGGGUCUAACCACUCUUGCCAGGAAUGUGCAGGAAAUGCAGAAAGAACAGCCCUUAGCGGACUUGGAAAAAACGCGAAUAUUAUGUGAUCUGAGUGAUAAAAGUUCGCAUGCAAAAACUCUGUUGAUUUUUGACAAUAUCGAGGAAAAACUCGUUAUAAAUGACAAACAAUUUUCGGCCUUCAUAAAUGACAUUACUAACUUGCCAGUUUGUGACAUGGGAUCGCUGAAAAUUAUUAUCACUUCCACAGAGGAUCUUCACAGUUAUUUUGACUCGGUUAAACCUCAACUUCUUGAAUCAUUACCACUAAAAGAAUCAAGUCAGUUUAUUUGCCGAAGCUCAAAACUCGGGCAAAAACCUGAUUCUUCGAAAUAUUGGGAGGAUCAAGAUGUCGAGGCACUUAGCAAGAUUUCUGAAUAUUGCAGAAAACUUCCAUAUCUCCUAGAAGGCGCUGAGCAGAUAAUGAGAAAUGGUUUUAUCUCUCCAUUACAACUAUUACAAAAAAUUGAAGCACAAAUCGAAAAAGGAGUCCCAGAGAAUUUUGCUCUAACUGCUACACAAUUUGAUUCAAUCUCCAAUGAACGCCUUAAAGAGCUUGCAGUGAAGAUAUGUGUAUUCCAAAGGCCAUUUUCAGCGUCUGCAGUAACCAAAGUUGCAGAAAUCAGUCCAGACUUUGCUGCGAUCGACCUCGAAUAUUUAGUCAAGCACAGAGUUAUCACAAAAACAAUAUCUGACAACAAAGCAAGAUUUGACAUUCAUUAUUUAUUUAAAGGAUUUGUUGCUUCUUACCUAAGAAAAAAGAUUUCAGUUUAUGAUGAAGUUUACCAGAGAGCAGAACAAAUGUUUGGAAUACAUUUUGUAGACAAAUUGGUGGAACUAGCUAAUCAUCUAGAGAAAGAUUUCACAAGAGUUUACAAGAAGAUGGACAAGAAUAGGUUAAACUUCGAAAUGGCUCUUCAAUUGUCAACUAAAAAUAAGGAAAUCUUGGGGCAGCUACUCCAUAUCAAGUACCACGAGAGUAUUUGUCGUGUUGCAAUGCUGUUGGAAUCGUUGAAGAGCAUCGGUGAAAGGCGAAGAUUGUUUAAAACAUGGGCAGACGUUUUGGAAAAUGAAGGAAACCUAUUGAACUGUGCUAAUAUGAGGUGUUGGGAAUCGAUUCAACUUGCUGACAUUGAAGGAACAGCUUCAUCGGAAAGAAUACUUAAACAAGCUGAAGCAUGCCUAAAGCAAGCAUCGGACCAUUCAUCUCUGGAUGUUGAGCAGUUUUCUGCCAUUAAAGGACUAUUUCUUUAUUGCGAAGGAAAUCUAUACUACAGGAAACAUGUGAACCUUUCCAAACAAGAAAAGAAUAAGCAUGGACUAAUUGAAAAUGCUCUGAGGAAACUUGAGGGGUCGUUAGAAUUCCACAAGCAGAUUUAUGGUGAAGAUCAUACAAUGAUUGUCAGGAUACGUAACAUGAUUGGAAACUGUUACAUGGAGAAAGAAGAACCAGACACAGCUGAAAAGUAUUACUCGUUAGCAUUAGAAAUGAUGAAAAGGCUCACGAAUGGAACUGAAAACCACAGUGAAAUACCAACAUUUUAUAAUCAGCUGUCACAAGUUUAUGAGAAACUUGGUGAUAAAAAACCAGGAGUAUUUUCAUCAGUUAUGCAUCUGUUUGGUAGUAAAAGUGACGCAGAUAACUACUAUGAGAUGGCAGUUGAGUCAUUGAACAGAGCACUUCAACUAAAUGAACAACUUAACUUGAGCGACACUUUAAGCACCGCAACUUUCAACAGAAAUUUAGCUAAUAUCUUCAUGGCUCUUAAAAGGUACGAUAAAGCAUUAGAAUGCGCCGAGAAAUCCUACAAGCUUAGAAAUCGAUUGCUUGGUAAACAUCCCGAAACAGUCCGGAUUCUAUACCUGAAGGGGAUCAUAAACGAAUGGAGGAAAGAGUUAGGUGCAGCACUACAAAGUUAUGAAGAAGCAUUCAACAUGGAGGAGUUGUUACCGUUAGAAAACCACAGUGUUGUAGUUACUAAGCUUGGAAAUAGGCUAGAAGCAAUGUGCAGGAAAUGCAACGAGAAGAGAAAGCUCCGAGAGUAUAGACCCAGAAUAAAACAACUACUGGAAAUAAUUAAGAAACAGCCAGCUAAAGAGCAGCAUCGGAAAUUGGACGAGAAAGAGCUUUUAGUGUAA
Messenger RNA from Exaiptasia diaphana, 3018 nucleotides. RefSeq lists its product as uncharacterized. The transcript has 3 exons. Bases 307 to 3018 code for a protein of 903 amino acids. Gene Ontology annotation, molecular function: protein binding; ATP hydrolysis activity. The record is from RefSeq and is a predicted model, not a curated record. NCBI's taxonomy places the organism in Eukaryota, Metazoa, Cnidaria, Anthozoa, Actiniaria, Aiptasiidae.